Messenger RNA from Coccinella septempunctata (seven-spotted ladybird), 1412 nucleotides. RefSeq names its product acylglycerol kinase, mitochondrial (gene Mulk). The record is from RefSeq and is a predicted model, not a curated record. Gene Ontology annotation, cellular component: TIM22 mitochondrial import inner membrane insertion complex; mitochondrion. The transcript is spliced from 5 exons. Gene Ontology annotation, molecular function: ceramide kinase activity; ATP-dependent diacylglycerol kinase activity; acylglycerol kinase activity. Gene Ontology annotation, biological process: ceramide biosynthetic process; protein insertion into mitochondrial inner membrane. Lineage: Eukaryota; Metazoa; Arthropoda; Insecta; Coleoptera; Coccinellidae. The coding region runs from base 119 to 1393 and encodes 424 amino acids.
AAGGGAUUACUUUAUUCAUAAUAAUUCAUAUAUAAAAUUCUUAUAUUAUGCUUUACAAAAAAUUUCUGCUUUUCCAGCUUAUGAUUAAUUCUCCAUAGUAUUGUGGAAUUUUCGAAAAAUGGCUUUCGUUUCUAGAACUCUACGAAAAAUACGCAACAAUUGGAAAAAGUCCACCUUUGCAGCCGUAGUUUUAACAUACGGAUAUAACUGGACUGAAAAUUAUGUUCAAACCCAAGAAUUGAUGAGGAUAUAUUGUGAAAAAGCUUCUAAUUUUGGUAGACAACAUAUUCCUGAGAAUAAAACACCUCGAACUGUCACUGUUAUUCUGAAUCCUAAUGCUAAUAAAAGAAGCGCAGUUGAUGAAUUUGAAAAAUAUUGCGCCCCAAUUUUUCACUUAGCAGGCUUCCUAGUGAACAUUGUAAAAACAGAAUCCGAAGGCCAUGCAAGGAAAUUGGUCCAAGAUUUGAAUAAUACUGAUGCUAUUAUUGUAGCUGGAGGGGAUGGUACUUUGUGCGAGGUUGUGACUGGUCUUCUUAGAAGAACUGGAGAGAAUAAUACUGGCCUGGUUCCUAUUGGCAUACUUCCUCUUGGUAGGAAUAAUACACUAGCAAAAUCUUUAUUUCCUGGUGGUCAUCAUUUACAGAAAGUGAAAUCUUUGGUGGAUGCUUCAAUGGCAGUUGUAGAAGAAUCCACAAAACUAGUUGAUGUAAUGAAGGUGGAAAUAAGUGAAAAUGGCACUGAAGAUGACCCAAAACCAAUUUAUGCUCUAUGUAAUAUAAAAUGGGGUGCAUAUAGGGAUGCAGAAGUAUUAAAAGAAAAAUAUUGGUAUUAUGGAUCUUUCAGGAAAUAUGCUACUUAUAUAUUCAAUGGACUCAAAGACAGUUUGACGUGGAAGAUCAAUGCAAAUUUAGCUUAUUCUCCUCCUUGUGAAGGUUGUUCAAAUUGCUCAGUAAAAAAAGAACGUCAAACAAAUCAAAAAUGGUUUCAAAGAUUCUCAAAAGAAAAUAUUCAGAACAAUAAGUAUGCUAGGGUUCUGAAUCCAGAAUGUGCCACCAUGCUUGAAAAAAAAGUUGAGACUUCUGAUUUAGUCAUUUCAACAUCAAACAUCUCUUCCAACAACUCUGACAUUCCCAAAUUGCAUUUGAGUAUUGGACCCAAAUCUAUAAGUUACUUAGAUUUUGUCAAGCAGGGAUGGAGUUCAGAGAAAGGCAAUCAAAGAAAGUUUGAGGAAAACUUAGAUGCCAGAUCAAUGGUGAUUGAACCUCAAGAGACAUGGAGUGAAGAAAAAGGCCUUUGGUUCUCUAUUGAUAAUGAUGAAUUUGAAGUGAAACCAAUCAAGAUAACUUUAGUUCCUAAGUUUAUACCCAUGUUUUGUAAAAAAGAAAGUCUUUAGUUGAAACAAUAAAAUGCUU